AUGCAAAAAGCCGAGCCGUUCAAGAUAGACCAGUGGAUGGAGGAAUAUGGGCCAGGAGCGAAAAUUUGCCUCUAUGACUCCUUCGUGUCAGCGCUCUCUCUGAACGAGUUGCAGCAACUGGCUCCGGAUGCUAGCCAUGUGGCUAUAGACCCGGACCUGAAGCUUACCUAUGGCACGCUGCUUGGUUCACCGCGGCUUCGAGAGCGAAUUGCCAAGAUUCACUCCUCACCCGAGGCCCCGUUAACAGCUGCAAACGUCGUUAUCACACCGGGCUCCAUCAUGGCAAACUAUCUCGUUUUGGCCGCAAUCUGUGGCGCUGGCGACCAUAUCAUCUGUCAGUACCCGACGUAUGGGCAGCUGUAUCUUUUGCCGAGGUACAGUGGAGUUGAUGUUAGUCUGUGGGCUAUGCAUGAGAAUAAUGAUUGGUCUUGUAAUGUGGAAGAGCUUGCUGGCAUGAUCAAGGCCAAUACCAAGGCUAUCAUUAUUAACAACCCAAAUAAUCCGACCGGGGCCGUUAUUUCCAAGGACAAGCUGAAGGAGAUCUUGGCCCUCGCCCGAGAGCAUGGCAUUGUGGUCUUCUCUGAUGAGGUUUACAGCCCUCUGUUUCAUACGAGCAACCGCCCACCGCCUCUAGUCUCUUUGGGUUAUAGCCAUGCCAUCUCCACGGGCUCUGUCUCUAAAGCGCACGGCUUACCUGGAAUUCGGGUAGGCUGGGCAGUAUCGCAAAAUGCAGAAAUUUUGCAACGGAUUACAACCCUCCGGGACUAUACGACUACCAGCGUGUCGCAACUCGAUGAUAGUGUUGCCGCAUUUGCGUUGAGUGAGAAGGUACUACCCCGGUUGAUGGAACGAAAUAUGGCGGCCUGCACCGAGAGCAUGGCCAUUCUCGACGACUUCAUUAAGCGCAAUGCCCGACGAUGCCGGUGGGCUAAGCCAGAUGGGGCAGCGACGGCGUUCGUCCAAAUUUUAAACGAGGACGGAUCAGCGUCGGAUGACGUCGCGUUCAGCAAGCAGUUGGUUGAGCAAGAAGGCAUCGUCGUUCUGCCUGGAGGACACUGUUUCGGUGAGGCAGGAGUCAACGAUUUGAAAGGGUACAUUAGACUCCCACUCGGCCAGCCAAGGCUAUUGGACGCUGCAUUGGAGACAUUGGAGAAGUUCAUUCAUAAGCAGACAUGCUUCUAG
Messenger RNA from Fusarium falciforme, 1182 nucleotides. RefSeq names its product Aminotran-1-2 domain-containing protein. The coding region runs from base 1 to 1182 and encodes 393 amino acids. NCBI's taxonomy places the organism in Eukaryota, Fungi, Ascomycota, Sordariomycetes, Hypocreales, Nectriaceae. The record is from RefSeq and is a predicted model, not a curated record. Gene Ontology annotation, molecular function: catalytic activity; pyridoxal phosphate binding. The transcript has 5 exons. Gene Ontology annotation, biological process: biosynthetic process.